UCCAAACCCGCAAGGGUCGACAUCCUUUGGAUUCGCAACGAACUAUUCUACGUGGCAUACACAGUUUUAGAACUGUUUUGUAGUUUCAAAUUAUUUUUCAAAAGUUUACAAAGAUAAAGUGUAUCUUUUACACCUUCGUUUUCGUCAUUAUAUCAUGAACAGUCAGUGUAACUGCUGAUAUUCUUUUGAUAAUUUCUUCAGACUUUCUUUUAUUCCGUUUGAAUUUUGCGUAAAGCUACUGGAGGGCUAUCUUUGUUAAUCAUCCCUAAUUUAGAAGCCACGAUUAAAUAGAAGGCAGCUAGUUAACCAACACAACCCGUCGUCUUGAGCUAUUCUGAUCGAAUAAUAUAAUUUGACCGUCAUUCUUAUAACGCACCCAAGGCCUUAUACUUAUAGAGCAGAGCGCGAUUAUUAAUAUUUGUUGUUGUUAUGGUAACGGGUGCGAACCUAGGACUUCAGUCCAGUGUCUGACACACCCACUGGGACACACUCAACCUAAUGUAAAUUAAACCUGUAAAUCAACGAACCUUGUGCCUUCCAAUGAACUUGAAGCACUAACUGUUUUACAUACAGUUUAGAAAGAGUGUGAUUGGUUAAUGAUUAUUAAAGGAACGUCCUAUUAAUGACGUAAAUAAAGUAUGAUCCAUCAACUAAUCUAUUCCUAGACGUUAUUCACUCGUUGCUAUUUUAUAUGUACUUUUAAUGGCUUGUUCCAGUGUUAGCAAAUAUCAGUAUUACCACGUAUGCGGUGGACACUUUCUCUAACACAAACAAUGACGUAAACAAUGAACGAUCCAUUAAAUAGCCCGUAAAAUAAGUUAUUCCCUCGUUGCUGUUAUAUGGUUUUUUAAUGGUGUGUUUCAGUAUCAGCCAACAUCAACAUUAUUACGCGUGCGUUGUAAUGAGAUUAAAAACUAACUAUAUUAAAACACGUAACUUUGUAUCAACAUAUUCAGAAUUAGAUGGUUGAUCAUUGACAGAAGAGCGUCGUGAUGAAGUUUGUCAUAUUAGUUUUCAUUUCUGUCCUAGUUUCAUCUGAGAAAGUUACUUUUCUUAGAUUCCGGAAAUUCAAGAAUAUUGCAGUUGAUCACAAACCGAAUAAUACAGUUUUAACUGAACUGAAGACAACUGAUCGUAAUGACUGUCUUGUAGCAUGCGCUAAAGAAGAACAAUGUGGGGCUAUUAAUCAUAGACCAAGUGGAUCGGAAUGUGAUCUGUUAAACAACCUGUAUGAAGACAUGUCUUUAUUCUCACAUUUUCCUGGUAAUAAUGUUUAUGUUAAGCUUCUGAAGUGUUCAGACAGACCUUGUCAGAACGGAGGGACUUGUGAAGACAUUUCGCCUACCAUGAGGAAUGGCACUUUUCGUCAACAUAUCUGUUCUUGUCCACCCGAGUACUGUGGAUUGGACUGUCAGAAAACACGCUACGUUGCAAUUCGUGACUCAGAUUUGAAGACGAAAGACACUGGAGAUGAAAAAACAACCUCAACAGUGGAGGAAUGCUACAGCUUUUGCCAGGACAAUAAACAUUACUGCUUGAGCGCCGGAUUCGACGAACAACAAAAGAAAUGUUACACUUAUUACUACCCCUCGUUUGUUAUCGGAAACGAAAUUUUAGUGGAAAAGAUUGGUUUUACCUUCAUUCACCCUGUUGAUGAAUGUUGAUUACUUCACUAUUAACGUCAGUACACUAGUUGUCAGUAUAGUUAGAGAUGACAUUUUAAAGUUUUUUUAAUAUCGUAAUACUUUGGACCCCAUUGCACUAUAUUACCUAUCAAAUUAUUAUUAUUGUUAUCUACAUUUUACAACACACUUUCAUUACACGCACCAUUACUUAGAAGAACAUAAAUUAAAAGACAAAUAAUCACUAGCUUUCUGUCCUUUGUUGUUUCGUCGUCAGUAAUUUUGUUACAACGUGCAUCAAGAUUUUGUCAACGAAUCACCCCAGUGACAAUGACCAUUUUUUUAGAAUUAUUGUCUCAGUGGGUAAGUUGUAUUUGAUGUGCCACAGUUGUGUUUCACUGCGUUUUUUUUUGAAGCUUUGUCAACUUGCAGGAAGUGUUUGACAUGUUUUUCAAAGGAAGUACUCCUGUAUUAACUUAUUGUGCACGUAGUUAUCAGUUUGUUGGAUUUAUUGUAACAGUAUGUAGUUUGUACUUGAUGAGUGUCUCACUAGAAAUUACUAUGAUAAUGUACUGUAAUAGUAAUGUAAUUAAUAAUUACUUUAAUAAACAGUAAAAGCUCGUUAGGAUGCUUGAAAUCACAAAUUGGUUUAAUUCAUAUUUUACAACAUGUAUUUCGGAAUGAAUAUACGUAAUUUGGCAUCAAGAAUGGAAUUCCGAUAGUGGUUUUGUGAUAACUUUUAGGAUUCAGAUGUGCAUAAAGUUUAAUAUAUUACCAGCUUCCCUUUCUGCAUUACUUGUAUACGAAGACCACAAUACCAAUUUCAAAUCAAAUACAAUUUCCACAAAACAAAAUAUUCCAUAUGAAUACUCAAAGAAUUCAAAACAUACUUUAUAAUAAGUUAUGAAGACACUCACUUCUUCUAUACUGUAAACUAUAGGCUUAACUUAAUAGUAGACUUAAGAGACCUACACAUGUCUGUUUUAUUUACAUUAAUGUGUGUGUUAAUACCAACGACAUGCGAGUUAAAUGGGUGACAAGUUUAAGAAGAUUUAAUGAUAUACCUUUUGGUUAGUUUACUAUUCAUAAUACAAUGUUAAUUACAUCCCAAUGAUGAAAUUGUGUGAGAGAUUUUAUACAAUACAACAAAUGUUUAAUGUUUAUGGUAGGGAUCAGACAUGUUGAUAAUUUCAUCACGUGAGUAACUUACAGUAUUUAAGUAUACGUUGGAAGGAUUAAAACACGCAAACUAUGUAACACUGUUUCACUAACUGAGUUAUCUUAUAGCCUGUAACUCCUGGAAUAUUGGGAAAUUUUCAGACAUUUGUUUUGGUGAUGAGAGCCAUUUCAAAUAGUUUAGGGGAAAGAAAUGAGAGGAGGGUACUAUAAUGUUAGCUGCAUUUUGCUCUAUGUAGACGUUCUUCAAUCACUAGAACGUGGAGUUUUUCCAACAACAUUAUGUUUGAUGCUAUAGCGUAGCGCUACGCCAUAUCAGAAAAUCUAUCAUCAAAUCUCCAUCCUAAAUAGUAGCACUGUUCGGAAUGUAAAGAAAUUCGUAUUUGGAAUUUUCAACGUGAUCAACAAUUUAUGCGUACAUGGAAUAAACGUGUUCAUAAUGACUGA
Molecule: messenger RNA, 3245 nt
Organism: Limulus polyphemus (Atlantic horseshoe crab)
Lineage: Eukaryota; Metazoa; Arthropoda; Merostomata; Xiphosura; Limulidae
Product: venom prothrombin activator trocarin-D-like
Exons: 3
Coding region: 993-1664 (223 amino acids)
Source: RefSeq, a predicted model, not a curated record